GGGACAGGUUGUAGUUCCUAUAUAGUGUUGUGGUCUGUGAGCCGACCACAGUACACGCCGCAAUGGAUCGCUUCACGCACCUCUUCUGUCUCCUCGGUGUUGUUAUGGGGGGCUACGAGCCUACCUGGGACUCCCUGGACACUCGGCCACUGCCUCCCUGGUAUGACGGAGCCAAGAUCGGCAUCUUUCUCCACUGGGGCGUCUUCUCUGUUCCUUCCUUCGGCUCAGAGUGGUUCUGGUAUAGUUGGAAAGGAGCUCACAAUAGAGAUUAUGUGGAGUUCAUGAAGAACAACUACCCGCCCAACUUCACGUACCAGGACUUCGCUCCCCAGUUCACGGCGGAGUUCUACGAGCCCGAGAAGUGGGCGAAUAUUUUCGAAGCCUCGGGGGCCCGCUACGUGGUCCUCACCAGCAAGCACCACGAAGGCUUCACCAACUGGCCCUCUCGCUACUCCUGGAACUGGAACGCCAUGGAUGUCGGGCCCAAGAGGGAUUUAGUAGGUGAUCUGGCCAAAGCCAUCAGGACCAAGACUCCGAACAUCCACUUCGGCUUGUAUCACUCCCUGCUUGAGUGGUUCAACCCACUCUACCUUCAGGAUAAGUCCAAGAAGUUUCAGACCAACAAUUUCGUGAUUGAAAAGACCAUUCCAGAGCUUUAUGAGUUGGUGAACACCUACCAGCCGGAGGUGAUCUGGUCAGAUGGUGACUGGGAGAUUGAAGACUGGUACUGGAACUCCACCAAGUUCCUGGCGUGGCUCUUCAACGACUCCCCCGUCAAGGACACCGUCGUGGUCAACGACAGAUGGGGAAGAGGAAUUCGGUGUCAUCACGGCUCCUUCUAUAACUGCGACGAUCACUACAACCCGGGAGUCCUUCAGCCUCACAAGUGGGAGAACUGCAUGACUCUGGACCGAGGCUCUUGGGGCUACCGACGCAACGCACCAGUAGUAGCCUAUCGCACCAUCCACGACGUCAUCACAGAGCUCGCACAGACCAUCAGCUGCGGUGGCAACAUAUUAAUCAACGCGGGACCUACACACGACGGCCGCAUCCCACCCAUCAUGGAGGAGAGACUGAGGCAACUGGGCUCCUGGCUUGAUAUCAAUGGUGAUGCCGUGUAUGAUUCAACUCCGUGGACACACCAGAACGACAGUGUCACUCCUGGAAUAUGGUUCACCAGUAAGGGGGAGACGGUGUACGCCCUGGUGCUGUCGUGGCCCCGAGGUAACCUACUGACUUUGGGCUCCGUCCUUCCCACACCAGAGACUAGCAUCUCCAUCCUUGGCUACCAUGACAACGACAUUAGACGCAGCCUCCAGUUCAAGUUUGUAAAGAAAGGGAUGCAAGUGGUGUUUCCGCCCAUGUCUGACGUGAACAGCCAGUGGGCGUGGGUGUUGGCCAUGUCAAAGGUGAAGCCUGUCAAGCAGACCUUUCCCCCGCCAACUGUCAUGUCCUGGCUCACCGCCCCUUAAGGCUCUCCCUAAGGAGAUCCAACAGAACCACAACAGGUUCAUCCCCAACUCCACUCCAGUUAAACUACUGCAACAAAACUACAAAGUCUAAAUUCCUUUAUCUGCCCAAUUACUACCCUCAUUUCCCAGACUUACAUUCUCCAUAACUACAACUCCCGUUCUCUCCACUGUUUACUCUGUGAUAUAUCCUCUGUUAGGUUCCAGAAAACUCUUUACAAAAAUAAAUGUUAUCACCCAAGAGUAAUUUUUCCCUAUGUAGAUUAAUUAAAUUUUUCUGAGCACCAAACUAGUUGUCUUUUCGUUAGCACCAUUCUGUGUUGCUGGUUUAUUGUGCUUAAUACUUUUUUUCUGUAAUAGAAUUAUGUAAUGCAAAAUCAAGUCAACAUUUAAACGUAAUUUUUGCGAUAUUUCUCUGGAAAUAAUUCAUAAGUUUCCAGCAGCACCAGCGUCAGUAGUUUAUCAACGACGAAGUCAAUCGCAAAAUUACUUGAUCAUGUUAAAAUUAAAUUAAAUAUGUAUGUAU
Procambarus clarkii (red swamp crayfish) is the source of this 1995-nucleotide messenger RNA. Its product is annotated as alpha-L-fucosidase. NCBI's taxonomy places the organism in Eukaryota, Metazoa, Arthropoda, Malacostraca, Decapoda, Cambaridae. The record is from RefSeq and is a predicted model, not a curated record. Gene Ontology annotation, cellular component: lysosome. Gene Ontology annotation, molecular function: alpha-L-fucosidase activity. Gene Ontology annotation, biological process: glycoside catabolic process; fucose metabolic process.